CGACCUGCACGACUCUGGCCAUGGGGAACAGCCACUGUGUCCCUCAGGCCCCCAGGAGGCUCCGGGCCUCCUUCUCCAGAAAGCCCUCAUUGAAGGGAAACAGAGAGGACGGCGCACGGAUGCCGGCUGGCCUGCUGGGCCCCGAGGCUGCUGGAAGCGGGGACGCCGCCGCCAACAAGCUCUUCCACUACAUCCCGGGCACGGACAUCCUGGACCUGCAGAACCAACGAGAAAACCUGGAGCAGCCGUUCCUGAGUGUGUUCAAGAAGGUGCGGCGGAGGGUGCCUGUGAGGAACCUGGGAAAGGUCGUACAUUACGCCAAGGUCCAGCUGCGGUUCCAGCACAGCCAGGACGUCAGCGACUGCUACCUGGAGCUGUUCCCCGCCCACCUGUACUUCCAGGCCCACGGCUCGGAAGGACUCACCUUUCAGGGGCUGUUACCACUGACGGAGCUGAGCGUCUGCCUGCUGGAGGGGUCCCGAGAGCACGCCUUCCAGAUCACAGGCCCGCUGCCCGCACCCCUCCUGGUGCUCUGCCCCAGCCGGGCCGAGCUGGACCGCUGGCUUUACCACCUGGAGAAGCAGACGGCCCUCCUUGGGGGGCUGCAACACUGCCACUCGGCACCGCCACAGGGGUCCUGUGGAGACGAGCUCCCCUGGACUCUGCAACGCCGCCUAAGCCGGCUGCGGACGGCGUCAGGGCACGAACCAGGCGGCAGCGCUGUCUGUGCCUCGAGGGUCAAGCUGCAGCACCUGCCCGCACAGGAGCAGUGGGACCGGCUCUUGGUCCUGUACCCGACGUCCCUGGCCAUUUUCUCUGAGGAGCUGGACGGGCUUUGCUUCAAGGGGGAGCUCCCACUCCGUGCGGUCCACAUCAACCUGGAGGAGAAGGAGAAGCAGAUCCACUCCUUCCUGAUCGAAGGCCCCCUCAUCAACACCAUCCGCGUGGUGUGCACCAGCUAUGAGGACUAUAGCCACUGGCUGCUGUGCCUUCGUGCUGUCACCCACAGGGCGGGGGCCCCGCCGCUGCCUGGCGCCGAGAGCUUCCCAGGGCUGCAGGUUACGGGCAGCGGCCGAGGCUCACUGUCCUCAGGCGGACGGACCAGCUGGGACUCGGGGUGCCUGGCGCCCCCCUCCACACGCACCAGCCACUCCUUGCCUGAGUCCUCAGUGCCAUCCACUGUGGGCUGCUCCUCCCAGCACGCACCGGACCAGGCCAACUCUGACCGCACCAGCAUUGGCCGACGGAGGACUGAGCUGAGACGUAACAGCAGCCGGUCACCCAGGAGCAAGGCCCGGGCAGAGGGCCGCGGCCCUGCCACCCCACUGCACCUGGACCUGACCCAGCUGAACAGGCUGAGCCUGGAGAACAGCCCAGACGCCCCUGACCACGCUUCGGAAACUUCACACUCACCCCUCUAUGCUGACCCCUACACGCCCCCCGCCACCUCCCACCGCAGGGUCACCGAUGUCCGGGGCCUGGAGGAGUUCCUCAGUGCUAUGCAGAGCUCACCUGGACCUGUGCCCUUGAGCCCACUCCCCUUGGUACCUGUGUCUGUGCCUGCCUCUGACCCCGGCUCCAGCUCCUCCGGCCCCUCGGGCCCCCACUUGCUCUCCAAGAAGGCAGUCAUGCAGUCCAGAGCCUCUCAGAGACACCGGGGCUCAGCCAAGGACGGGGGGCCGCAGCCCCCAGACUCCCCUCAGCUUGUCUCCUCUGCCAGGGAAGGUUUGCCUGAACCCCGGCUGCCUCUGACAGAUGGCUGGUCCUCCAGGAGGAGCCAGGGCCCCGGCUACGACCACCUGUGGGACGAGACUUUGUCUUCCUCCCACCGGAAGUGCCCCCAGCUUGGAGGGCCUGAGGCCAGUGCGGGUCUGGUGCAGUGGAUCUGAUGGCCACGGUGAGGCCGGCUCUCAGGACCACCCUCACCAAGCUCCAGGGUACCCGCCCCUCUAACCCACUUCAAAUUACAAGUCAGGGUCUGAACCCAGUGUGAUGGGGGGUCUCCGGGGCCCUGAGUUCAGAGCCUGUCCUCGGCUCCUGCUCCUCAGUGCCAGCAGCUGGGGCAGGGAGGGGAUGCCCUGGCUGGCGAGGUGGGUCACAGGUCAGGGAGGUCCUGGCCAUCCACAGGGUCGGCCCUCAGCUCAGCUCGCCAGGAGUCAGGGGGGAGACUCACUGGGAGUGGGAGGGCGGCAUGGGCGUGAAGGUCGGAGGAAAGAGAAAGGUCAGCAGGGUCAGAUGGUAUGUGAGGUCAGAGGGCAUGAGGGUCACAGGUCAGCAAGGUGUGAGGAGCACUGGCCAGGGUGUCCCAAGGAGGAGGGCGGGUGGGUCCUUGCAUGGCCUGGGCAUGCGCCAUAGGGCAGCACGGGAGAUGCUGACACCACCGGACAAGAAAGAACAAAAAGAGAAAAGAGAGAAGAGAAGAGAAGAGAAGGAAAGAGAGAGAGAGAACGAGGAAAAGAAGAAAGAAAAAGAAAAGAAAGAAUUUUAUUGGUGCCGCGUACACGUGUUCUCCGCUCAGCAGCCAGGAUCUCCCACAGUCUUGAGGACCCUGCACGCACUGCCUUGGCAGGACCCCCACCCGGGGACCCCCACCUGGCACCCAGCCAGGCAGCCCCCUUCCUCUGCCACCUUCGGCCCCUCACCGACCUUCCCAACUCGUCUCUGACUCCCCUUGGCCGUGGGCCCCCAGCUGCCCCACAAGAGCCGCCAGGACAACCCCAGGAGCCCAGCCCUCCGUCUGAUGCCGCCAAAUUCUCCCUCUGCACCUGCACCCAGGGCUUCCCAGGGAGGGGCUCGCAGCUCUGCCACAGACCCCCACCCUGCAGGGGCCGCUGGGCUGCCUUCACUGUCUCAGGCCAGAGCUCAGAGAGGCCUUGGCCACAGUCCCUUGAGGAUCAAGAGUGAUGGGCCUUGGAGCCCUUGGCAGCCCGGCCCACCUGUGAGGAGGCUGCCCUGUGUCCUCGCCCCUCCGUUUGCCCAGAGCUCCAACCAGAGCCUCUCGCUGCUCAGACCCCUCCAGGGUCCAAGUCCUGUCCUGCCACUCAGCCCCCACUGCAUCCCGGAAGAAAUGCAGGGUGCGGUUAAAUGUGAUUUCAGAUAAACAACAAAUAACUUCUUAGUAAAAUGACCUCCCCACUAUUGCAUGUCUGAAAUUAA
This is a messenger RNA of Macaca mulatta (Rhesus monkey), 3156 nucleotides long. It is a transcript of the gene PLEKHN1, whose product is annotated as pleckstrin homology domain containing N1. Gene Ontology annotation, molecular function: phosphatidylserine binding; phosphatidic acid binding; cardiolipin binding. Lineage: Eukaryota; Metazoa; Chordata; Mammalia; Primates; Cercopithecidae. Gene Ontology annotation, cellular component: cytoskeleton; mitochondrial membrane. Gene Ontology annotation, biological process: 3'-UTR-mediated mRNA destabilization; positive regulation of apoptotic process; response to hypoxia. The record is from RefSeq and is a predicted model, not a curated record.